AUCUGCAUGAAUACGCGCAUGCUUUUUGCUGAACCUCACACGCUUCACUGUAAUCGGUGUACUACCGAUUAGGGUGAAGCUUGUGAGGUUGAAACAAUUGGCAUAGAACCAUUACAAUUCAUAGGAAGAACGGUUUAUCUUCCGCUGUUGGUACCCUUACGGUUCUAGUAUUCAUUUUGUUGUUAGAGCCUAUCCGGAUGCAGCACCACGAAUCCGUAGAAAAAGAAGGCUCCUCGUCAAUUCUGGCGCUUAGUUGCCGACUUCCACUAUUAUUGGCCGGACUGGAUUAUAAAGCUGGCUUGUCGGUCGAUUUCGACAAUCAAUAUUCGUCGGAAUCUUCUUCUGGCAGACGUACUUCGUAUGAUGUAGACAAUGUUUUUGUCGAUAACGCCACUGGUAGUUGUGGCAGCUGCUGCGGCAGUAAAAGCAGGGUCGGCGGCGGUCAGGACGAACAUUUCUUGAGCAGCUGAUGCGAUGCGGACUGCAUUUGACUGUUGUCUUCUUACUUGAGCCCUGCGCUGGUCUACCCAAGCUAUGUGCUGCGCAUGUUUUUCUUCAAAACGGUUUUUCGUAAACAAUCUUAUGGCCGUCAGAACAUUUAUGGUUUGCCAGAAAGUCAGCUGGCUGGCUAGCCAGCAAUCCCGCAUCGGCGUCCAGUAGCGCUCUGCUUAUGGGUUGUUUUUACUUGAACCGUUUGCCCUUCGUGGCAUAGAGACAUAACGUUGUUUUGCUUCAGUCGUGGAAGCUGGCAGCUCUCGAUCUGCGCAUAUCGCUGCUCUCAACUGCUUGACUAGUCUUUCAUCUGUUGAUUGUCGCGACCAGAUAGCGGUGGCAGCAACAGCAGUACACAACAUGGACACGUUGCUGGAAGACUCUGUGAUUCUCGCCAAAAGAAAACCUCUACGUGUUGCGCGGUUCGCUCAGUACCGUGUCAUACUUGUGUUACGUCGUGUUGUCGUCUCUCCACGCCGCAAAAAUGUUCCUGUUAGAUUGGAUGACGGGUGUUCUAGGCUAUCUCGGCCUCUGGAAGAAGUCAGGCAAGCUACUGUUUCUGGGUCUGGACAAUGCUGGAAAGACGACACUUCUUCACAUGCUUAAAGAUGAUAGGAUGGCCCAACACGUUCCCACCCUGCAUCCCACAUCCGAGGAGCUUUCAAUCGGCAAUAUGUGCUUCACGACGUUUGACCUCGGCGGUCAUCAUCAGGCACGUCGGGUGUGGCGCGAUUAUUUCUUAGCGGUUGACGCAAUCGUCUUUUUAGUGGACGCUUCGGAUCGCGACCGUUUCAUCGAAAGCAAAACUGAGCUGGACAGCCUGCUCAUGGAUGAGCAGUUGGCUAGUUGCCCUGUACUAAUCCUAGGCAAUAAGAUCGAUCGGCCAGGGGCCGCUUCCGAAGAUGAGCUUCGCCACUCGUUUAACCUAUAUUCACAGACGACUGGAAAAGGACAACGGCCCUCGGAGGGGGUCCGUCCUCUCGAGUUAUUCAUGUGCUCUGUACUCAAACGGCAAGGAUAUGGCGAAGGCUUCCGCUGGAUCGCCCAGUUCCUGUGAGGCGAUUCUGGCGGUGGUGUAUAUGAACCCCAUAUACACAAUUAACGCUCAUCGCCAUGGUGAAGUUAUAGUAGGGAUGGUGAAAUCCAAUGAAAAUGAAGAAGCAAGUCAAAGAUAACAAUAAGAACAAGAACAACAACAGUAAAAAGCUAGCGGGCUAGGAUACUACUGGGGGUGCAAAGCAAUUGAACUUUACUAUUGGGGGUUCUUGAGGGUGCCUUGUUUUACUGAUGGUCUGGCAUUCAGGGGAAGUGGUACCAUCAUGGUGCAGUAUCUUCCACUGGAAGGAAUUUAUUUUUGCGAUUUGUGAAGCUUCCGAUGCGCGUGAAAAGAUGGAACUUUGCGUUUCUAUUACGUCACGCAAAUUUGGCAUUCGGUGGAAGAUAUCGAUUUCAAGAGGUUUUUGAGCAAUGUGCUAACAGGCAGAUGACGCCUCCAGUUGUACUGCGGGUUGCGAUAAUUGGCGAUUUAACUGGACAGACAAAUAGUAACAUACAACAGAAUGAAAUGAAAAAGAACGGCCAAAAUAAAUGUAGUUUCUGCCGAUGAUGACAACAGGCAAACUAAAUUAAAGAUGAGGAAAGGGGCCAACGCCUGAAGUAAAGAAACUGAACAUAAGUAAUGCCAAAAGUGAUACAGUCCGAAAAGAAUAAAGGUAAACAAACUUCGAAUGAUAGCGGAAUACUUACGCUUAUAUACGUUUGGCAGACAAACUCCUGUGUGCUUUCGAUCUUGCUUCCAUCAUCUUUGGUAGAUUUUAAUGUAUAGUAGAUCUGUGAGUUAGCUUUUUCCGCACCUUUAUUUUUUAUAUGGAGUUCGUUAGCCGAUUAGAGGGGUCGGUGUGAACUUUUGUUGUUAGGUUCUUAGGCUCCAUCUCGUUGAUUUUGAAAGUGAACGCUUUCAUGGACACAGCUGGUGAUGUUUUAUAGCAUCCAAGAAGUUCAUACUGCAUAAAAAGUUCCAACAACUGAUGAAUCGAUUCAUUUAGAGAACAGACAAGGUAUUCACCUAUGAAACACUAUAGUAUAAAAGAAGCUUUGAGAGUUUGAUGCCACUCGUGUAUGAGACUUAAUAAUCGCUAUCUGAAACAUGUGAUUUCGAAUUUCUUUCAAUUCGUUUUAUGCCUUUCUGUAUGGAUUCUUCAUAAAAAAUCAAUACUCCGAUUGAUUAAUGAUAGCGAAGGUUAUUUUCUAGGAUUUCAUUUCAUUCCCAUUUACCAUAUUAAAUCACAGUAAGCGAGCCGAGAAAACAUAACACACUCAAAAUACGCGCAAAUAAAAUUAAUGGAUAUAGGACACUUGUUUUCUGAAAGUGAGCUGUACAUUUCUUACUAACAUGUUGGACCGAAUUAAUCGUGUGCUCUCAUGUUUUUUUAUCGAAAUGUCGUCAGAAACAAGAAACAAUUACGAGCGUAAUUCGGGUUCACAGUGGUUGGCGAACGCUGAAUAGUCCAGAUUAGUCAGUCAAUCGCAGUAGAUUUAGUCGUUCGAUAGUGGCAACAGCAGUAGCAAUAGCAAACUAAUGACGCAAUGGUAUCGCACCGCUACGCGCUUGUUUCAUUAUCAAUCCCUGAUUAUAAUUAUUAUUGAAACAAACUGCGUCAUAUUCAACCGUAGCGAGCAGAUAAAACGAAAAAGUGAUCAUCAAUAAGGUUAAUGUUCCGUUAAGCUGAGUCGAAUGAAAUCGUUAUACGUAAGUAAGUAGUUGAAUAUGUACUGAAGAAAUUAGAAGAACGAAAUAACAAUAUUUUAUUAAGGCUUUUUACGGUGCAGAUAAACUUCUAUUAUGAUAAAGAAGCUCGCAAGGAAUGAUUCGGAUCGAUUCGGCAUCUUAAAUGGCAACAAUAGCAAUAACAACAAAAAAAGCAAGAACAUUCUGCUUUGCGCGUAAGAUUUGACCCCGUUUGCUUGUUAAACCGCAGGCAAUAGCAACA
Messenger RNA from Varroa destructor (honeybee mite), 3482 nucleotides. RefSeq names its product Secretion-associated Ras-related 1 (gene Sar1). NCBI's taxonomy places the organism in Eukaryota, Metazoa, Arthropoda, Arachnida, Mesostigmata, Varroidae. Gene Ontology annotation, biological process: intracellular protein transport. Gene Ontology annotation, molecular function: GTP binding; GTPase activity. The record is from RefSeq and is a predicted model, not a curated record.